Molecule: messenger RNA, 2617 nt
Organism: Heterocephalus glaber (naked mole-rat)
Lineage: Eukaryota; Metazoa; Chordata; Mammalia; Rodentia; Bathyergidae
Source: RefSeq, a predicted model, not a curated record
GUAGAACCUUUAUUGGUAGUACCUUUUAAAGUGUGCAAUUCAAUUUUUUUUAGCAUAAUGGAUGCAGAGGUGUGACAGGAGGCAGGCAGAGAGGUGCCGCUUAACCGGUUUAACCGGUGGCUCGUGUUGAGAGGGGUUUAGGCGGUCGGGAGUUUGCUUUCCCUGCAGCCCAGGGGAGACGCAAUAGCAGUAGAGGACGGGGUGUGGGGCCCAGGCUGUGGCAGCUGUGGCUCUGGAGGGAGCGCGGAGGCGUCCUGUGUGCGCUCUGCAGAAGGGGCGGCUGCGGGCAGCCUGGGCCGAGGCAGCAGUGGACGGCACAGCGUGCAGGAAGAGCUGUGCUCCGCUCUGGGUGAAGGUAGAUGCGGCCUGGCAGCCAGUGUGGGACUGAGAGGGUGCAGGAGCGGAGGGAGCCCCGAGAGGCGGGAGAGGCUGAGGGAGAGGGGCCCAAGACGGUGGCGCUGCCCGGAGAUCUGAGGGCGGGGAGCCUGAGUGCGUCAGUGUGUGAGUGUGCGUGCAGGGCCCUGCAGACCUGUGGACUUGAGAGGCCGAUGGGCCGAGCUGCACUGCCCUAAGGUCGGGUGCAGAGGCCGUGCGGAGGUGAUGGGGCGGCCCCUGAAGGGAGCUGUGGCCUGGAAGGACUCGUGCGCUGCCCAAGCUCAGGCUGUGCAGGCAGGGGCCGCGGGAGGAGCUUGCGCCUCGGAGACUCGGAGUCCGACCGCUCAGCCGUGGGCCCUGCGGGGCUGCGCUGCAGAGGCGCUGCCGGCUGAGGCCGGCGCGCCGGUCCGGGCAUCUGGGCAGCGGGGACCGGGCAGCGAGGCCGUGGUCGUCCGGAGGCCUCAUGGCUCCGCCGCGUGUCCGGAAGGAGAGAGGGCCUGGCGGGACCUCGGGCGACCCACGGUCCCCGUGUGCUGGACGGGGUGGUGCGGAUCCAAGGAGGACGGGGCGCCAGCUGCUCGGACUCCGCCCCCAGUGCCUGGUGCGCACCCCGGUGGGCCCUCGAACGGGAACAGCGCCGCUCCGCAGCAUGUGCGCCCGGAGUCCGCUGCUCCUGGAGAGGCAACACCCUGGACAGCUCUGCCAAGUAGGCCGAGUCUCCGCGUCCCAGCAGGGCGCCGCAGCCACCCGGUCCCAGCGAAGUCGCCGCGCCGCCUUCUGCUCCUGGCCGUGGUCGCGCUCUGCCCCCUGGGUGUCGCCGCUGUUCCCCGCUCUGCUCCUCCUCCAGCGCCCCAACAGCUGGGGAAACAGCCCAGGAAGCUGAUCCUGCAGCCCUUCUCAGCUGCCCUGCUCCCAGGCAGCUGCACUGGCCUCUGGCCUUCGAUUUCUUCCACUUCAGAGUCCCCUGGAUUUGCCUUGGGGGCCUCACUCCUACUUGACCUAAGGUCCCAGGGGCUCCUACCUACACCCCAAGGCGGGAGACUUGCUGGCCUGAUGCACCAGUGAUGGCACCAGUCCCAGAGGGAGCAGCUGAACAAGGGACAGGGUCCUGGGCCCAAGCUCCCCUGCAGGAGACUAUCUGUGGCUUCACCACGAACCUGAACACCAGCUUCUCCUGCUGCCCUGUGGCCACUCAGGGAACAGAAAACGUGUAUCUGUGCGGAUUUUAGAACACAUUUUGCACCCCGCGCCUGACUUGUGCCGGUGUCACGCCAUCGUGUGCCCAGCGGGGUCCCCGUGGUGGGAAUCAGGGUCCUUCCUGGUGAGGAGGGCGCGUGGCUCUGGGCGUCUGUGCUCAGCCCUGUGGCCACACGGGGGCGCUGCGGCGCUGCUCGCGGGUCCGGCUGAGAAGCCCUGAGGAGGCUGCGUGCGGCGGGGCUGAGGGCUCCCGAGCAUCCUCGCAACCCGGGCCGCAACCCGGGCCCAGGACGGGACGAGGCCCAGGCUGAAGAGGAAGCCAGCCCGGGAGCGCUGGUGCCUCCCCGAGGGUCUUGUCUCCUCCCUGCCACCCCUCCUGCCACCUCCCGACCGCAACACCCCGGCCAGCUGCAAAGCACACGCGUUUUCAUGGACUCCUUACUUCGCGGCACAGCGAAGUCAGGUUUCGGAAACUCUCCGUUCACUAAGGCUUUUAAAUAAAAUCACCUCUUAUUAGGGAACAGCAGCCCAGUAUCCACCUAAUAUCCCACCGUGCGCACUUCAGAGAAUCAAACUGGAUGACGGAAGACAGAGCAACCGUGCCUGGAUUUGGACAAGAGCUUAGCGCUUCCCAGAAACUCUAGGUAUUUCCCACUGCGUGUAGCACGUCAGGAUAAUAAUCUGACAGCAUCGUUCAGGGCCAUCUGGUUAUCAAAUUUAUAAGAUUUUUAUAUCAAGUGUGAGUGUUAAUAGUUGUCCAUUUAAUCAGCUGUGAGUCAGAUUUCAUCAGAAUUACACAGCAGCCAUUGAAAAGACUGAAAAACAAGUAGAAGGUUGAACAAACCCCAGGUUUUGAAACUUAGUUUUCCUGAGUAAUCAAAACCUGAUGAGGAUAACAGUAACCACAAGAAAUUUUUGUGGUAAAACACAAAAUCUUUUUCUUUUAAGGUAGUUCCUCAUAAAUAUUAAGAAGAGGUGAAAGACAUUGUAAGACCACUCCGUGUUUUACUUUUCUUAUGUCAGAUUAAAUGCUUAUUGCAUUGUU